GCCACAUGAUUCUCUCUCUCCAGUAACAGUGCUUGCAAAAAAAAGGAGUUUUAAAGCUUUUGCUUUUUUGGAUUGUGUGAAUGCUUCAUUCGCCUCACAAACAACCACAGAACCACAAGUGCGGUGCAAACUUUCUCCAGGAGGACAGCAGAGAAGGCUCUGGGUUUUAAAUGGUUAAUCUCCGCAGGUCACUACCAGCCACUGAGACCAACAGAGUCAUUUGAGGAUCCAAGAAGUAUUUACACCAGGAGGUGAAAGCUCUGCGUGAAACGAGAGGGACUAUGGCAUCAAACAGCCUGUUCAGUUCGGUGACACCAUGUCAGCAAAACUUCUUUUGGGAUCCCAGCACCAGCCGGAGGUUCAGCCCCCCCUCCAGCAGCCUGCAGCCCGGCAAGAUGAGCGAAGUCAGCCCGGUCGUAGUAGCCCAACAGCAGCAGCAGCAGCAACAGCAGCAGCAGCAGCAGCAGCAGCAAGAAGCGGCGGCCGCCGUGCCCAGGCUGCGCCCCCACGAUAACCGCACCAUGGUGGAGAUCAUCGCUGACCACCCCGCCGAGCUGGUCCGCACCGACAGCCCCAACUUCCUGUGCUCCGUGCUGCCCUCGCACUGGCGCUGCAACAAGACCCUCCCGGUGGCAUUCAAGGUGGUGGCCUUGGGAGAAGUGCCUGAUGGGACCGUGGUCACUGUCAUGGCUGGAAACGAUGAGAACUACUCUGCAGAGCUGCGAAACGCUUCUGCCGUGAUGAAGAACCAGGUGGCCAGAUUCAAUGACUUACGAUUUGUGGGAAGAAGCGGAAGAGGGAAGAGCUUUACUUUGACAAUAACUGUCCUGACAAAUCCCCCCCAAGUCGCUACAUACCACAGAGCUAUAAAGGUUACAGUGGAUGGGCCAAGGGAGCCAAGAAGGCACAGACAGAAGCUUGAUGACUCUAAACCUAGUUUGUUCUCUGAACGCCUCAGUGAUUUAGGGCGCAUUCCUCAUCCCAGUAUGAGAGUAGGGGUCCCGACCCAGAGCCCACGGCCCUCUCUGAACUCUGCACCAAGUCCUUUUAAUCCACAAGGACAGAGUCAGAUUACAGACCCCAGGCAGGCACAGUCAUCCCCGCCGUGGUCCUACGACCAGUCUUACCCAUCCUACUUGAGCCAGAUGACUUCACCGUCCAUUCACUCCACAACUCCCCUGUCCUCCACUCGAGGCACAGGACUUCCAGCCAUCACCGAUGUGCCCAGACGCCUCUCAGGUGCUUCAGAGCUGGGCCCAUUUUCAGAUCCCAGGCAGUUCACAAGCAUUUCAUCCCUCACUGAGAGCCGCUUCUCCAACCCACGAAUGCACUAUCCAGCCACCUUUACCUAUACACCGCCAGUCACCUCAGGCAUGUCACUGGGUAUGUCCGCAACCACUCACUACCACACCUACCUACCACCACCCUACCCCGGCUCUUCCCAAAACCAAAGUGGACCUUUCCAGACCAGCAGCACUCCAUAUCUCUACUAUGGCACUUCGUCAGGAUCAUACCAGUUCCCCAUGGUGCCGGGAGGGGACCGCUCCCCCUCCAGGAUGCUUCCGCCGUGCACCACCACGGCCAACGGCAGCACGCUGCUAAACCCUAACUUGCCCAACCAGAGUGACGGUGUGGAGGCGGAUGGCAGCCACAGCAGCUCCCCAACCGUUUUGAAUUCUAGUGGCAGAAUGGAUGAGUCCGUUUGGAGGCCGUACUGAGAUUUCUUCUGCCCGGCCCGACCUCCGCGAGCCAAAAAACAAACGGUCGACUAACUACGAAGUGCCUGGUUUUUGUUUUUGUUUUUGUUUUUGUUUUUGUUUUUUCCUAAAAAAAAAUAGAUUUUACCAAUAUGUGCAACUGUGUAGAUGGGAUGAUAAUGGCCAUAAAUAACGUGAGAGUUACCAACACACCACCACCCAUGUUUCAGAUUAUGUGGCUCAAAGCACAUAUUAUCUUUUUCUUGGAACCAUUUUACCUUGUUUCAUAUUUAAAAUGUACUUUUUACACACAAAAAAAUCCCCCCCACCUUUUUUUUUUUUUUUUUUUUUUGUCUCAAGUGUUUUAAUAGCGAGUUCUUUUGCCAAUGAGGAGAGAACGGACUCCCCAGCUAUCAGGAGAAACAUGGUGAUGCAAGGCAAAGGCUGCAUUCCCUUUUAUUUUUUAACAACUAACCAUGAACUCCAGAUACAGUUGCAAUCAUACAACGUACGGGACCCUGCUCACACACGUAGUGCAAUUCAACCGGCUUGUAUUGGUGCACAUAAAAAGGAAAGCAAAGAUCAAGUUGCUUCCAUUUUGCCAUGAUACAUUCAGAUGAAAGUAGCUGUCCCAAAACUCUGUCCAAGCCUUGCUGCAGAUAACAGUUGGAACUUCUCUGUGUUCAUUGCUUUUUUGGUCUGUUUUGUUUUUUUGGGGGGUACUUAACGAGAACAAGUUUUCAAGUUAGGCUAGACAACCCUGGGGUUUCCUUUUUGCUUUUGUGUCCAUUCGUUUUGCCUUUGAUUAGCCAAAAACCAAAAAUAAAAUCCAAAACCUUUAAAAACAAAAAGAAAAUGUUAUUACUUAUGCAAAAUAUGAAAAAAUGGCAAUAUAUAUUACUAGAGCCAAAAUGGUAUACAUAGUAUUUGUGUUUGGCUAUGUUCUUUUUUAUAUUUUUUUUAAAUUAUAAGUGUGUAAAAUUUGAGGUUGUUUGCUAACAUGAAUCAUCAUAUAACUUUAAAAGAAUAUUUAUAAUUAUUUAAUGACAUUUGGACCCUUUAAACGUUUCUUAAUGUAAUGAUGUAUCGACUUCGGUCUCUAAAAGUGUUUUUUUUUUCUUCAUCACAUUUCUGCAAUGGUGUAAACCUCAAAACUUGACCCAACUCUGAAAAGCAGUUCCAGUGUGAACCAGUUUACAAUGUGACUUAAAAAUGAAAAACCCAACCCAAACACAUCCACAUCAAAUGACUUUGGAUGUAGGAUCUUUUUAUGUAACUUAUGAAGGAAAUAUUGUGUUUAAAAUAUUUUAUUAGCUGUCUGGUUGCCUUCAACACAGUCUUGCCUUUUAAUCAGUACUUGUGGAGACACUGGAAAAAUGGUAGGAAGGAUGAAAUGUUUUCUACCCUUCCCCUGAUUUCUUUCUCUCCCAGAAUUUUUCUCAGAACUUCAAAAUUUAAAAGUAUUCAUAUUUAAAAUGUUCUGACAACACGAUUUGAACUCCAUCAGAUUUUUUUCCCCAAAGAAAAAUCAAAAUCAUUUCAAAAGCUGUACUUUAGAACUAAUCAUUUGUUAAGUUUCUCAGAAAUGGGAGUAAGGGAGAACUAGUAUAACUUUUUUUCUCCCCCUGAAAUUUCAACCCAUUCUAUGGAAUAAAAAGGUUCAAAGUUGAAACAGAAACUUCCCAGCCUGUUAGGGAAUCACCCAUCAUUAGCAUUAAAUGCUAGACUCCUAAAGCUGUUGUGUUUACUUUGCCAUAUUAGAGAAACAAGCACAAGCUCAGCAAUACUCGCCUCCUCAAACCCAACGCUGAAGAUAAAAGUCACCUUAAAGCCACCCCGGGGCUCCCAGGCAUGGUGCACCCACACAGGGAGAGCAAAUUGCACCCGAACCCCUCAGGCAACCUGUCUGCUGCCCAAGUGCCCAUUGGAGGGGCCCACAUUUUGCCCACCCUUGGUGGAACAUUAAGCAAGUGCGGAUGGGGUUGCCCAAGCGUGGUCUUAACCCUUCAAAAGGGCUGCGACCGGCUGGCCCCCAGCACCCCCUCCUUCCCCUGCCUUCACAUAGCCAUAACCAACAGUCAGGUUGAUGGUUGGGCUUGAUGAUCUUGAAGGUCUUCUCCAACCAAAAUGAUUCUGAUUCUAAGCAUCCUCCUCAGGGGCUGCCAGUCACGACGAUGCUCCUCGGCUGUACUUGGGUUACCUCCAAAGUAUCGCAAUAAAUCCACGGUGGGCAUGGCCGUACAGAGCCACGAGCUCGUUGGACACCACAGCCACCAUCACCGUUAGUUGAUAGCAAAGCUGUUAAACUAAAACGAGUCAUCCUUAGCAUGGUACAUUCCUCCAAUUUGUGUGACUAUGUGCUCUUAAAAAAAGUCUUUGCCUUCUAAAGGUUGUAUACCAAGUAUGCUUAAAGUAUAAGUAAGACACUUUUUUUUUUUUUUGCUAAUAGUUUUCCUUCAAAGAUGGAAGCUGUAAUUGAUUCUAUUUAUUGUUGGUUUGUGGUAGCUUGAAGCAUACCACUGUCCAUUUAUUUGUAACUGUAAAAUACGUUUGUUAGUCUCAGCAGCACUUAAAAAGCCAGUGUCUGGUUACACAUUUCAGUUUUGUUUUUUGUUUAGUAAGCAAGAGAAAAAGAUGUACUGCCAGUGCAAGCUGUUUCCUAUUUAAUAAAAGGUACUAUAUUUGUACAUUAUUUGUUAUUGCUGAGAAGGGCUUUUUAAGGUUUACUGUAUGCAUAUUAAGUAAUUUUUAGGGUGCUUUUGUGUUGAAAUGUUGUUAGAGUGGCUGCAGGCAGCAACCCAGAUUUUUUUUUUUUUUUUAAGACUUUGUUGUAAAAUUCAAGCACUUGGUUUUUGUUUCUGGAUAAAUCCAGCACAGACCAGACUUUUGUUUUGCUCAGUACCGACAGAACUCUGCUUGUGUCCCCACGGUUUUUGACCUGGGCUGUUGGGGACAAAACGUUCAAAACGUCUUCUCCACCUGGUUGAGGAGCACAUGCCUGAUCCCUGCUCUGGGCUUCCAUCACACUGUGCAGGCAGACAUCUGACUCUGCCUGCUUGAGCAGACAGAUAGAAAGGAAAGGAUUUUCUAAGCACUUAUGGAUGGAGGAGCACCAGCCUGUUGACUUUCAGGAGAUCCUCUGCUCCUGAAACCUCGUGGUGCCUUUGGAAAACCUCUCCCUGUCCAUCAGACUGGCGACUGAGGGAGUUGUGCAGGCUGACACAGAAAUGCACAUCAAAGCUUUUUGAAAACGCUUCCAAGUCCACUUGGAAAUGCUUUUGAUUCAGGAUUUCAAACCAAAUAAUAAUAAUAAUAAUAAUAAUAAUAAUAAUAGUAAUAAAAACAACAACCAAAAACACGCAUUAUGUAGUUAACCUUGUGAGAUUAUUUGACAUUUUGCGAGGUGCUUAGCAUUGACAGAAAGGAGCUUUCUCUGAAAGGUACGACAGCCCUUCCCUUCUGAGUGGCAAUCUUUGGCACUGGUCGUAGAUGUAAAGAUGAAAAAUUGCCUUUGUUACUCUCCAGCUCUCUUAUCCUACCAAAGACUUAACUUCCAGCAGAACAGGCACGAUGUCCCUUUUUGCUGAACAGGGGAUUAAAUCCUCCUCCCCAUCCUCCCGAGGCUAACCUCAUUGGUGUCAGUGGGUCGGGACCAAGGAUAAAACAAUUUAUUCUACCGACAGCGUCCUUAGCGUGGCAUUUGUCGUUUCUCCUCAAAGACCAGCUGCUGUGUCUUUCGUAGCGUUGACCUUCUUGCCAGCAGCCCCCUGAGCAAGGGUUUACCAGUUUUGACAGGUGCCAUCUCGAGUGGGGGAACUUUUGCACUUUCACACUUAGCAAAGCAAAGCUCUGCCACGGCCGGGGGAGCCUGCCGUUGAACGCAGACAACAAGCCAUGAACAAAAGCAAUAAUUAAAACCUGGACCAGCCAUGAGUACAAGAUCAAAGAAGCCCAAUUCUCUGAACCCCUGAAUUUCUUCUUGUUUUUAAAUAUAAUGCAUUUCAUUUUAACAUUUUCUGAGAACUUUUUAGAUGUUUGUUUACUUCCAUGUUUACAGAUAACUCUGCCUUUUUUUUUUUUUUUUUUAAAUGCAGUACUUUUAAGUAUAUCAGCCAAAACCAUACUUUUACAGUAACUUUUGUUUUAGGUAAUGAGUGACAUUCCAUUUUUUUUGUUGUUAAAUAUGCUUUACCAGUCUUGAAUUUCUGCUGGAACAAAAUAUUUGUAGCAUUUUGUGUAAAUACAAGCUUUAAUUUUUUUAUUUUUUCAAAUGCUGUCACCGGAGAUUUGCUUUUCAUGCACAUAUUGUACAAACACAUUCUGCUUUAUGCCACAGACGAUGAUUGUGGAUCAGUUUACUUCAACUUCAAAGGGACUAUUUGUAUUGUAUGUUGCAACUGUAAAUUGAAUUGUUUGGCAUUUUCUCAUGAUUGUAAUAUUAAUUUGAAGUUUGAAUUUCAUUUUCAAUAAAAUGGCUUUUUUUG
Cygnus olor (mute swan) is the source of this 6181-nucleotide messenger RNA. RefSeq names its product RUNX family transcription factor 2 (gene RUNX2). Bases 282 to 1718 code for a protein of 478 amino acids. The transcript has 8 exons. Gene Ontology annotation, biological process: hemopoiesis; regulation of cell differentiation; regulation of transcription by RNA polymerase II. Gene Ontology annotation, cellular component: nucleus. Lineage: Eukaryota; Metazoa; Chordata; Aves; Anseriformes; Anatidae. The record is from RefSeq and is a predicted model, not a curated record. Gene Ontology annotation, molecular function: DNA-binding transcription factor activity, RNA polymerase II-specific; RNA polymerase II cis-regulatory region sequence-specific DNA binding; ATP binding.